Molecule: messenger RNA, 324 nt
Organism: Protopolystoma xenopodis
Lineage: Eukaryota; Metazoa; Platyhelminthes; Monogenea; Polystomatidea; Polystomatidae
Source: the annotation of a GenBank genome assembly
UGUGCUUAUUCUGGACUGCCUCGACCCCGAUCUCUGCCUGUUUCAGACCAAUCUGUCCUGAUUGCCUCUUCACGUAGCACUCACAGUGAUAACGCAAGCGGGGCUAGCGAUAACCUUGCUUCUUCUUCCAAGUCUAUCGCUUUUCCUUUUUGUUCGCCACUUCAAUCUGAGGCCAAAGUUAUUGCCCCUAUCUUAGAAUCCGAGGCAGCACCCCACUCUCUCUCUGCAUCGGCUCUAGAUGAAGAAGAGGGUGAUGAUCACCACUCUACUCUCUCUGGUAUUUCAUGGUCUUUAUUUUUAACUAAUACAAUUUUCGGCCUAUAA